AUGGAGAAGCUGUUGCCCCUGACAUCAGGGGACAAUGAACCCAUUGUCCAUCACAGAACGCAUUCCCACAAAGACUGUUGUGAGCGAGUGGUGAUCAACGUUUCAGGCUUACGCUUCGAGACUCAAGUGAAGACUUUGCGGCAGUUCCCUGACACCCUACUGGGCGACCCGCGACGACGGCUCCACUACUACGAUCCAAUGCGCAACGAAUACUUCUUUGACCGCAACCGGCCCUGCUUUGACUCCAUCCUGUAUUAUUACCAAUCCGGAGGGCGGCUCCGACGGCCUACCAACGUCCCCAUUGAUGUUUUCCUGGAGGAACUCAAGUUCUACCAGCUGGGAGAGGAGGCUCUCUCCAAAUUCCGCGACGAUGAGGGCUUCAUUAAAGAGGAAGUACCGGCAAUGCCUGACAGUGAGUUCCUCAAACAGAUCUGGCUGCUCUUUGAACACCCAGAGACUUCCCAGGCUGCCCGCAUCAUUGCCAUCAUCUCAGUGUUGGUCAUUCUCAUCUCUAUUGUGAUUUUCUGCCUGGAGACCCUGCCUGAGUUUCGGGAUGAGAGGGACAUCUCAUUGCCGAUUCAUCAUCAUCAUCGUUUGAAUAGCAGUGGACCUUACGCCCUACUGCCACCGAAAUCCCAUUCGGAAGACCCCUUCUUCAUUGUAGAGACUAUUUGCAUCUGCUGGUUCUCGUUUGAGUUCUUAGUGCGGUUCAUGGCGUCCCCAAGUAAGCCAGCCUUCUUCAAAAACAUCAUGAACAUUAUUGAUUUUGUGGCCAUCAUCCCUUACUUCGUGGCCCUCGGCACUGAGUUUGCACGCCAGCGUGGUGUAGGCCAGCCUGCAAUGUCCUUGGCGAUCCUCAGGGUUAUCCGGCUGGUGAGGGUCUUCCGAAUCUUCAAGCUCUCCAGGCACUCCAAAGGGCUGCAGAUCCUGGGGCAGACCCUCAAGGCCAGCAUGAGGGAGCUUGGCUUGCUCAUCUUCUUCCUUUUCAUUGGAGUUAUCCUCUUCUCCAGCGCUGUCUACUUUGCUGAAGCUGACCACGACGACACAAACUUCAGCAGCAUCCCUGCAGCAUUCUGGUGGGCAGUGGUCACCAUGACAACGGUGGGCUAUGGUGACAUGUACCCUGAGACUGUUGGUGGCAAAAUUGUGGGAUCCCUGUGUGCCAUCGCUGGGGUGCUCACCAUUUCCCUCCCGGUGCCUGUUAUUGUCUCCAACUUCAGCUACUUCUACCACCGUGAGACAGAGGGUGAGGAGCAAAGCCAGUACACCCACAUUACUACUUGCCCAUACACCCCACCACCAUCUCCGGCCCCCGCUGCCAUCCGAGAGAAGGCUCACUUAAGGGAGAAGCACCAAGGAGACUUUGCACUGACACAGCCAAAUUCAGAAUUGCUCGAUGGCAUGGUGCCCAUGGGCAACUCCACCGUGCUCAACAGACGUCUCGUUACCCAAGUGUGA
This is a messenger RNA of Varanus komodoensis (Komodo dragon), 1458 nucleotides long. Its product is annotated as potassium voltage-gated channel subfamily A member 7-like. Gene Ontology annotation, molecular function: delayed rectifier potassium channel activity; protein binding. NCBI's taxonomy places the organism in Eukaryota, Metazoa, Chordata, Lepidosauria, Squamata, Varanidae. Gene Ontology annotation, biological process: potassium ion transmembrane transport; protein homooligomerization. The coding region runs from base 1 to 1458 and encodes 485 amino acids. The record is from RefSeq and is a predicted model, not a curated record. Gene Ontology annotation, cellular component: voltage-gated potassium channel complex; membrane. The transcript is spliced from 2 exons.